This is a messenger RNA of Acanthamoeba castellanii str. Neff, 7203 nucleotides long. RefSeq names its product Beige/BEACH domain containing protein. NCBI's taxonomy places the organism in Eukaryota, Discosea, Longamoebia, Acanthamoebidae. The record is from RefSeq and is a predicted model, not a curated record. Gene Ontology annotation, molecular function: protein binding. The transcript is spliced from 43 exons. Bases 1 to 7203 code for a protein of 2400 amino acids.
AUGAAGUCGGUCUUCACCGCGCUCGCGCUGCUGCUCUCGGCCAGUCCGGCCAACCGCACAUACUUUCGCGAUAGCAACGGUUACAUGGGGCUGGUCGCGGGAAUCAAGCUCACGGGCGUUCUCGGCACGCCGAACGCGUGGGAGGUGGGCGUGUGCUUCUUCGCCUUGUCCGCCUAUCGAACGCCAGCCCAGCUGUUGCAAUUCGGCGAGGUAGACAACGCACCGUUGCGGAGCGGCGAACCCAUCGUCAAACUCAUCUCCCUGCUCCCGCUGAUGACCCGCGACGUGGAGCAGCACCUGCUGCGUCUUCUGACCCGGUGGGCCAAACUGUCUCUUCGCACCCGCCAGACUCUUUACGGCGCUGGUGUCGUGGGAUUGGUUCUUCGCGACUACACGGCCGAAAAGCCGCUCAGCCCGCCCCUGCUGCGGCUGAUCGUGGUCCUCGCCUCUUUCCGAUUGUCGGUCGAGGAGUGGCGGCUGCUGAUGCGGCUUGCCAUGGACGUCAAGCUCCGAACGAACCGCGUUUCCAUCCUCAAGGUCCUGGCCCAAAUCGGCCACCUUGGCCAGAGCCCGCCGUUCGUGGAGCUCAAGACCACCAUCCACCACACCGCCUGCCUGCAGAGCACUUGGCCCGGCGAAGGCUGGCCCACCAGUUAUUCGAUUCUGUUGUGGUUCUACAUCGAUCACGUGGGGAGCGCGGAGCGGCUCGACCUGGUGGCGCUCAAGGGCGUCGACAGCGCGUCGAUGAACCUCUCGGUCGCACUGGCCGAGGGCAAGCUAGUCGUGCAGGCGGCCGCUGCCGUCACCGAACUGCCCAUCGGCUGGCAGCGCAAGAAGUGGCACCACUUGGCCCUCAUCUCCUCCCGCAAGCGAUUCCAGGCGAGCGAUUUGCACGUCUAUCUCGACGGCAAUCUGGUACACACGGGCAAGCUGGGCUCCGCGCCGCGCAAGUUGCCCGCGGUGUCGUUCACCAUCGGGUCGGCCUCGGCCGGCUCUGGCGCGCACGCGUCGUCCCAGCAGGGAGGAGCCACCGCCGCCACCACCGCCGAACACGGAGAGCCCACGUCCACGCCCGGCUGGGUGUGGCGCGCCGGACAGCUGUGGGUGCUCGAGGACGACCUCAACGAGACCCAAAUCGCCACCUCCUACUGCCUCGGCCCUGGCUACAAAGGCGUGUUUCGACCGCCACUGGCGUCGCAUCUACCGGCUACGGUGUUUAUCAAGAAGGCCUCGGGUGGCCUGACAAGCCCCCGCGGCGGCGGAGGCGGCGAGGGCGGAGGUGGUGGCGGCAUCGGCCGCAGCAGCAGCACCACCAACGUCAGCAGCGUGCUGGGCGGCCGCGCGUCGUCGAACGCGGCAGCCGAACUGCAGAAGCCGAGCUUGCGCUCCGAGACCUACGUGCCCAUCCCACCCGAGCGCGUGCUGCUCUGGUACUGCGCGCGCAUUGUGCUGGCUUCCCCCGACAAGCGGAAUACCCAGCUGCAGGUGCCCAAUGGCGGGCGCGGAUUCGGAGGCGUGGAACCGCCGCAGCCGCAGGCGGCCCUGUUGGGCGGUGCGAUGGCCUUUCACCCGCUGAGCCUCGCUGACGCCGUGCGGCUGGUCGGCGGUCCCAACGUCCUGCUCGCCCUCAUCGCCGACGCCCAGAAUGAUGAGGAGCUGAACUGCACGUUGGACCUCUUGUGUGCGCUGUUGCCACCCAAUCCUGGCCUCACCCGCGAAUUCGAAGCUCUUGACGGGUAUCAUCGAUUGGCGACGAUCCUCAACGCCAAGCGGUCCCUGCUGAGCGUCCCGAGCCUGGUGCUGCUGCUCAAGCUGGGCACCACCUCCCUGGUGGCCAGCCGCCGAGCCCAGUCCAUACCCGACACCACCGCCAGCGCCGGCCCGGCCGUACACGCGCAGCCGCGGGUGCACCACAUCGUCGUCAAUCCGCGCGCGUUCUCGGACCUCCUGUGCGACCUGGCGCUCUGGGAGCGCGUCGAGGGCGCCACGCCCGCUCUGCUGUCGCACCUGCUCGCUCUCCUUUCGCCGCACAGCUCCUACCGCAAGAAGAACCUCCACACCCUGCUCAACCGAGUCAAGCUCGUCCCACUGCUGUGCCGCUACUUGGCCGGAGGCAGUGUGGCAGAGGCCACGCUGGCGAUGGUGGUCGAACUCUUGGCUGCGUUGCUCUCCCCUCCCGAGAUGCUCCCAAGCGACCUUCAGAUUGUGUGCGACCUGGUGGUGCUUCAACUGCGCAAGCAUGGCCGAGGCGAGGCGGUCAGCGCCACUCCCGCCCUCGAGGCCAAAGAGUGCACCGAAGUGGCGGUGGAGAACAAAGAAGCCGACGGCGCCGUUAACGAAGUCGCAGCCGCCGUGUCGCCCGCGAAUGGCGCGUGCGAAAGGGCGAGCGUGGGUCUGGCCGCACUGGACAUGCUCUCGAGCCUGCCGGCCGACUCACCUAUCAUCCAUUCCGGACCCAUCAGCCCAGAGUGGAUACUUUCGAUGUUCUACGGUGCGCAGAGCGUGGUGGUUGUUACGCAUGCGCUGCGAUUGCUGUGCGGGCUCGCACAGGCUUCACCGGCGUGGCUCGCCAGAUUCCGUCUCGCGGGCGGGUUCGAGCCACUCGCGACCGUGCUGCGACCGUUCGCGAGGAAUGGCGAGAUCUACAUGUGCCUCCUGUCUCUUCUGCUCGACCGACCCACCGCCGGGCUCCCGUCGGUUCAGCAACCGCAGUUCGACCACGUCUCCCUCUUCUCCGUCUUUUCGUCGCCCAAACAGUGCGUGGGGUGCCGGGAGGCCCUGCACGUGAUCCUCGCGCUGCUCAAGGAACUGGUCGACGCCAACGACGGCGAUUCGCACCCGGCGACGGUGGUCCUCGAAUUCCUCCUCCACCUCUUCGACUCCGCCAAGGAGCUACGGGGUCCCGUCUUUGGGAACAGCGCGGUGCUGGUGCUGUCACAAGCCUCCUGUUCCCGCAGGACCACCUCAGUCCCCGAGCUCCAGGACGCCAUCCUCCAGGGCAAGGAAGAGGAGACAAAGUCGCCGGGCGUGGAGUGUAGCCCGCCCAAGCUGGCGCUGGGACUGCUCCUCCGCGUGCUCGAGCGUGCGGUGACCGAAACGACCGACGCCGCGCUCUUGACCAACGUCAUCCUCGAUGCCACGCCCAGUGAAUGCCGCGAGGAGGAGGUGUCCGUGUUCCGUGUCGUAUUCCUGACCUCAGUCGCCAAUCAUUUCCUUCGCUCCAUGCUCCGUGAGGGCUACCACCACGAGCCGGAGCAGAAGGAGCGGGUGCUGCUGAAUCUCGCCCAGCUUAGCAACCUGCUCGUCGACGAGUCCACGGCCGACUGUCUGCCGCUGCCGCUGGCGUUCCACUUCACGCUGGCCGUCCUGCGCCACUGCUUCAGUGUCGACACCGAGGAGGUCGUGCAGGAGGACGCGGUCGGCAUGAUCGAGCGCAGGCUCGCCUUCCGCGCGCUCAACCGCGUCGUCCUGGCCCUGCUCAGCACCGAGGUGGAGGAAAAGAUGCUGGCGGCGCUUCAGGAGGUCAUCGACUCGCAGCGCGUGCUGUUUGCGCCCAGCAACGCCGACAAGGAGUUCAUCGCACAGCUGUGCUUGCAACUGGCCGGACAGCUGGUGCACGACAACUCCUCGAUUCGCUCGCUGGCGGCUAGUCUGUUCAAGCUCCUGCUGCUGACCAAGGAGGAAAUGAUGCGCGAGUUCCUUGUCACCCGUAUCCAAGGUCAGCAAGUGGACCUGAUGACGGACGGCUUUGAUUGCCUGCUGUCCAUCGACCUGGCCCGCUUCGCCUUCUGGGCCGUCGACGCCAUGCCGGCCAUUCGCCUGGCCUUUGGUGGCACGGCGGACAACCCGCGGCCCGCCAACGAAGCGGCGCGCCGCGAGGCCUAUCUCGAAGACGUCAAGUCUCGUCGACAGGCCGCCCUCCAGCAAGCGCAGGUGGUUGCGGCGACGAGGGCCGCGCGGACGGCUCGGUUGCGGACGGCGGCCCAGUUCGCGGUCAACGAGGCGCAGGAGCGCGACACGGUGGAUCGGCGCAAGUGCCGGGAGAAGGCCUACCACGACGUCUACGAGGAGAGCAAGUGGUUCGAGACCGCCCUCGAGCUCUACGCCGAGCGGGCGCUCUGGGGCAGCGACCACCCGCUGCCCUACACCAAGUGGCGGCUCGACCAACGCAUGCGGAGGAAGCUGGUGCCCGACACCGCAUUCUGGCGACGCUACAGCGAAACACUCGCGCAGGCCGAUGUCUCGGGUUUGAAAUUGCAAAACAAAAAGGUGGGCGACUACGAGGAAUUCAAGGAAUACGGCCAGCGCUACUCGAAUCCCUUUGUGGCGCUGGCCGGUCUUGGCCAGGCGAGCCCUGCGCAGCAGCGAUUAGCCAUCACCGCCGAUGGCGGCGCUGCUGCUGAUGCUCCGGGCGUCGACCGCCGGGAGUCAGGGGACUUGGAAGAUGAGGACCUUGUGCAGGACUUUGUGGUCAUGGCGGUGGAGCCGGACGCGCGCGAGGACUACCUCGGACUGGUGCGCGAGCUUCUGGGCAUGAGCGACAAGAGCAACAUCGAGUCGGUGCACGAGUGCCAGCGCCUCGAGGGACAGGAGCCCAUAGACGGGAUCAUGCUGAUCUGCGCGCGCUCGGUGUACAUGGUCGAGGGCUUCCGUCUCACGCCGGCCGGUCGCGUUGUGCCUCGCGUGGGCAACGUGCCGCCGACUCCUCCUCACAUCGUCAAGUGGUCCCACAAGGACGUCGCCCAGGUCCUGCGUCGGCGGUACUUGCUUCGUCCGGUGGCGCUGGAGGUGUUCCUCAACGACGGCUACACGCACCUGCUGGUGCUCGACGUCCAGGAACGCGAACCCGUCUUCAAGUCCCUCCUCGGACACGCCAAUGUAACAGAGAACUUUUCGCCAGAGAGCCUCUCCACUACGUCGCCCCGCUCCAGCGGCGCGGACACGGACGGAUUCACUAAGCUGGGCAGCAUCACGGAUCUGGUGCUGUGGCGCAAGUCGUCCACCGCCAAAUGGCAGAACGGCCAACUCACCAACUUCCAGUACCUCAUGCAUUUGAACACGCUUGCCGGGCGCUCGUUCCACGACCUGUCGCAGUACCCCGUGUUCCCGUGGGUCCUAUCCGACUACUCGUCCCCCGAGCUCGACCUCAACGACCCGCAGGUGUAUCGCGAUCUCUCGAAACCGAUGGGCGCGCUCACGCCGGCCCGAGCGGCCAAGUUCGACGAGCGCUACCAGGGCUGGCAAAGCGAGGAGCAGGACGGCGUACCCAAGUGGCACUACGGCACGCACUACUCGUCGGCGGGCAUAGUGGGCCUGUACCUGCUCCGGCUGGAGCCGUUCACGCAGCACUACCUCCACCUCCAGAACGGCCGAUUCGACGUCGCCGAUCGCCUGUUCCACUCCGUGGCCGAAAGCUGGGAGUCGUCGUCGGGUGCGGGGGAGAACUACAGUCUCACCGACGUGCGUGAGCUCACGCCCGAGUUCUUCUUCCUGCCCGAGUUCCUGGAGAACGUGAACAAGUUCGACAUGGGCCACAAGUACACGGGUGAUCGCAUAUGGGACCUCCAGGUGCCGCCCUGGGCCAAGGGCGACCCGCGCCGCUUCGUCGAUCUCCACCGCGCCGCGCUCGAGUCGGCGCUGGUGUCGGAACACCUGCACGAGUGGAUCGACCUGGUGUUCGGGUGCAAGCAGAAGGGCCAGGCGGCCGAGGAGGCGAUGAACGUGUUCUACUACCUCACCUACGAGGGCGUCGACAUCGACGGCAUCAAGGAUCCGCUGAAGCGGGCGGCGAUGCUGUCGCAGGUCUACAACUACGGACAGACGCCCACGCAGCUCUUCACCAAACCCCACCCGAAGCGCCGCACCGCGCAGCUGCCCCGCCCCAUCGACCCCUCCCACUGGGUGCCCGCCCACAUCGCAGAGGCCAAAUCGAAAGUUGGACAGUUGAGCAAGCCCGACAAGAAGCUGCUCGUGCUCACCAACAGCAAGACCUUCAUCCGGCCCAAGUGCAAGCACUACCUGGCGUGGGGCUUCUCCGACUUCUCGCUGCGUCUGCUCGCGACCGAGGGCGAAAAGCGGGAGGUCGUGUGGGACAACAUCGAGGUCUGGGGCCAGCUGCGCCACGUCGCCGUCAGCGAGGACGGCAAACAGGUCGUCACCGGCGGCACCGACGCGGCGGUGUCGGUGUUCCGCAUGUUGAAGCAGGGCAGCACGGACGACGUGGGCAACUCGCUGGUGCUGGUGAAGCGGCUCUACGCCCACUCGAAGCCUAUCACCGCGCUGCUGGUCUCGCGCGCUCACUCGGUCAUCGUGAGCGCCUCGGAGGGCGGCGACUGCGUCGUGUGGGACCUCAACGGCCUCUUCUACAUCCGCACCCUCGGCCCCCUCGACCACCCCGUCUCGGUUAUCGCCCUGCACGAAGUCAGCGGCGAUAUCGUGGUGUGCGCGGGUGGUGAGGUGUCGGUGUGGACCAUCAACGGAAGGCUGCUGCAUAGCAACCGGACCCAGCCGGCGGCCUCGCCCAUCACCGCGGUGACGCUCACGCAGUCAUGCGAGUGGUCGUCGGCGCACAAGGUCUACAUCACCGGCCACCAGGACGGCACCAUCAUGUUGUGGGGCGUGGGUCGAACGGACGAGAAGGAGCUGACCCCGAUCUUCACCUUCGGCCAACACGGCGGGCGAGCGCCCAUCACCGCCCUUCUCCUCACCCGGGACGAGCGGAUGCUGUAUUCGGGUGACGCGCAGGGCAUGGUGACGGGCUGGGCCGACGAGGAGCACCACGAGGUCGAGCGCCUGCCGCGGCGCUCCUCGGGCACCUUCCUCCGCAUGCCCGCCUCGUCGUCGUCCUCGCGCAGCGCCGACAGCAUCCCGCGUGCCACGUCAUCAUCAUCACUGGCCACGUCAUCAUCGUCAUCGUCAUCGCUGGCAUUGGCGGCGAGCGACACCUACCCACUGAGCCCGCGCAGCAGCGGCGGCAGCGGCCGGCCAUCGUCGCCGACGUCGCUGCACCAGUCGGUGGUGACCAAGACGCAGCGACGAUCGAGCAGCGGCAACGGUGGCGCCACUGCCGAAGCGCCGCCGACAUCUGCGACCGCGGCUGGCGGAGCGACGCCGGUGGGGCGUCGGUACAGCUUCGGGCUGGGGUCGCUGGUGCCCACGCGCAAGUCCGGCGCCACCUCCCCGCCUCGCCCACCCGGCCAGUAG